Messenger RNA from Vombatus ursinus (common wombat), 1271 nucleotides. RefSeq names its product GTP binding protein 10 (gene GTPBP10). NCBI's taxonomy places the organism in Eukaryota, Metazoa, Chordata, Mammalia, Diprotodontia, Vombatidae. Bases 74 to 1231 code for a protein of 385 amino acids. Gene Ontology annotation, molecular function: GTP binding; GTPase activity; magnesium ion binding. The record is from RefSeq and is a predicted model, not a curated record. The transcript has 10 exons. Gene Ontology annotation, cellular component: mitochondrion.
CCGCCGGCCUCGUGAGCAGGCUCGGCCACGCUUCCCAGCGCGGGGGCCGGGGCCCCGAAUCUCCGCCGCCACCAUGGUGCGCUGCGGCUGCUCGCUCCUGAGGAAGUAUGGAAACUUCAUGGACAAUCUAAGACUCUUUGCAAAAGGAGGAGCUGGUGGAAUGGGUUAUCCUCGAUUAGGUGGAGAAGGAGGCAGAGGUGGUGAUGUCUGGGUUGUAGCCAAGAAAAGAAUGAGCUUAAAAAAAAUUAAGGAUAAAUAUCCCCAGAAACGGUUUGUGGCAGGAGAAGGAGCAAACAGUCGAAUCAGUGCAUUAAAGGGAGAGAAAGGCCUGGAUUAUGAAAUAUCUGUGCCUGUGGGCAUUACAGUAACUGAUGAGAGAGGCCAAAUUAUAGGAGAACUCAAUAAAGAGGAUGAUAGAAUUUUGAUAGCAAAAGGAGGACUUGGGGGUAAUUUGCUUUCAAAUUUCUUGCCAUCCAAGGGUCAAAAAAGAAUAAUUCACCUUGAUCUAAAACUUAUAGCUGACAUAGGCCUUGUAGGAUUUCCAAAUGCUGGAAAAUCCUCUUUACUAAGUAAAGUUUCCCACGCAAAACCUGAGAUUGCAGAUUAUGCAUUUACAACAUUAAAACCUCAGUUGGGAAAGAUUAUGUAUAAAGAUUUCAAACAGGUAUCUGUAGCUGAUCUUCCAGGUUUAAUAGAAGGAGCACAUAUGAACAAAGGAAUGGGACAUAAAUUCCUCAAGCAUAUAGAAAGAACCAAACAGCUUCUUUUUGUUGUUGAUGUCUCUGGGUUUCAGCUUUCUUCAAAAACUAAAUUCAGAUCUGCCUUUGAAACUGUAAUAUUGCUUACAAAGGAGCUGGAGCUAUACAAAGAAGACCUUAUGAUGAAACCUUCACUACUUGCAGUUAAUAAAAUGGAUUUACCAGAUGCUGAAGAUAAAUUCAGUGAACUUGUGAACCAACUACGUAAUCCUAAAGAUUUUUCACAUCUCUUUGAAAAAGAUGAAAUUCCAGGGAAAACUAUGGAGUUCCAACAUAUCAUCCCAAUAUCUGCACAGACAGGAGAAGGAAUUGAAGAAUUAAAGAACUGCCUAAGACUAUCCAUAGAUGAACAAUCGGAUCAGGAAAAUGAAAAGUUCUCUGAAAAACAGUUGCUAAAUAUACAGAAUUCAAAAUUAUCACAUGUUGAUCCCUCAUCGAAAUACGCUAGAAUGGAAAUAACUGAAUGUCAUUAAAAUGUUAUUCCUGCUAUUAAUUAAAUUAGAUGACCUCAAA